AGAAACCAGUCCUUCAACUACUAAACCCGGAAGAGAACACUCGCUCGUGUUUGAUAAUAUACCUAAUCCACGGCUUCUCUUUCGUUUAUUUUGUACAUUUUUAUCCCGUUUUUUCAGAAUUGUAUUCUCGUCAUGAAAAGACGAGAGACACGUCUUACAAGUAGAAAGCCUACAGACACGAGUGGACAUUUAUUUAUGUGGUUAUUAUCAUACGAAGCGGAGAGUCGUCUUCAGCAGCAGUUUAGCUCAAACGUUAGCCCGGGAAAAGACUGGCCGUUAGCUCCGUUUGGUCUGCCGCGCGUCGAUGCUGCUCUGACCGGCCGCCGCGGGGAUGAUGGCGUCGCCGGGCGGUCUGUCUCCGCCGGGCUUCAGGCAGCUGUCCGUCUUACUGGUGGACUGUCUGAAGGAACCAGCAGACCUGAGACCAGCUGGGAGGCUGGAGCAGGACGACGACUUCUCAGCCGUUGCCCGGAGGGAGCUGUCGGUCUCCCUGACCGACUGCAUGAGAACUCCAGGACCGAACGGGUGGAUCGUCCAUCCGGCAGCGGAGCAGGGUUACGUCAGCAUCGAGGUCCAGUUGGAGGCAGGGGACGAGCAUCCGGAGGACGAGCGGCCGGAGACUGCCGUCUCCUCUGGGAAUCCACAGCAGGCGGACCCGAUAAAACAGGAGCCCCACUGGCGCGACACUGACACCGCAGCAGAGAUCCAGCCGUGCGAAGAAGUCGUCGACGGGGACUACAAAAACCCCGACUGGAAGGAAGGGUUGGCGUCGCCGCAGGACGGGCCGGCGGGGUUCACGCUGGACCACGAACUGUCCGAGUCGCUCAAGACGGAGGCCACGCUCGGCGAUUCGGAGGAACGUCUGCAGGAAGCGGACGCAAAACCGCCAAACGGCUCUUGGGACAACGUCGCUGCACCGGAGCAACGAGACGCUGAAGCUGAAGAAGCCCCUGAGCCGGCAGCGCCAGCGGAGAAGAAGCAGCAGGAAGGUGCUGCGUCUGAACUGCCGCGCCACCGCUGCGAGAACUGCGGGAAGUCCUUUGCGAAGAGGAGCAACGUCGCCCGACACCAGCGAUACAACUGCGGCGCGACGAAGGGGACACCGAGCCGGCCAGAGUCGGCGGAGCGGGAGGCGCGUCCACGCGACAAACGCGGCCGGACCCCCCGGAGUAAACGGCAUGUAGACUUUCCCGCAGAGGACGGUGAAAAUCCCCCGCGCAAAGAAACACCCAAGGAGGCGAGUCCAACGCCGAGGCGCCACGUCUGCAAGCAGUGCGACAAGAGCUUCCACAGGGCGCACACCCUCCGGCAGCACCUCCUCACCCACACCAGGGAGAAACGCCACAGCGUCGCCACACCGGAGCAACGGGACGCUGAAGCUGAAGAUGAAGAAGCCUCGGAGCCGGGAGCGCCAGCGGAGAAGAAGCAGCAGGAAGGUGCUGCGUCUGAGCCGCGACCCCACCGCUGCGAGAGCUGCGGGAAGUCCUUCGCGAAGAGGAGCAACGUCGCCCGACACCAGCGCUACAACUGCGGCGCGGCGAAGGGGACGCCGAGCCGGCCGGAGUCGGAGCCAACGGAGCGGGCGGCGCGCCCACGCGACAAGCGCGGCCGGACCCUCCGCAGUAAACGCCGCUUAAGGCGGCAUGUACGCUCUCCCGCGGAGGAGGGUGAAAAUCCCACGCGUAAAGAAACACCCGAGGCGGCGAGGCCAAGAGAGAGACGCCACGUCUGCAAGCAGUGCGACAAGAGCUUCUACAUGGCGCACACCCUCCGGCAGCACCUCCUCACCCACACCAGGGAGAAGCGCCACAGCUGCGAGGUGUGCCGGAAGCAGUUUGGGCGGCCGGGCACCCUGAAGCAGCACCUGCUCGUCCACACGGCGGAGCGGCCGUUUAAAUGCGAGGAGUGCGGCAAGACGUGCGCCCGGAAGGGAGACCUGAAGACGCACAUGCUCAGCCACUCCGAGGAGCGGCCGUUCAGCUGCAGCCGCUGCGACGUGAGCUUCAAGCAGCUGGCCAAGCUGAGGCAGCACGAACACCUCCACACGGGCGAGAAACCGCACCGGUGCAAGCUCUGCCCAAAGCGCUUCAGGCUCCGCGCCUCGCUGGCGGCGCACCGGCUCACCCACUCGGGCGACAAGCCCUUCGAGUGCGUCGUGUGCCACAAGGCGUUCAGCGGCCGGAGCAACCUGAAGAAGCACCAGAUGAUCCACAGCGGCGAGAAGCCGUACCAGUGCGCCUACUGCGGCAAGGCCUGCCGCCUCCUGCAGCACCUCGUCGCCCACGAGCGCAGCCACACGGGCGAGAAGCCGUACAAGUGCGACGCGUGCGGGAAGGGCUACACGCAUCCGUCGGCGCUGAAGGCACACCUGUCGGCGCACGAGGAGAAGCCGCCGCGCUGCCCCCUGUGCGGGCUUGGCUUCGCCGAGCGCGCGGAGCUGACCGCCCACCGGUGCAGCGCGGCGGCGGGGAAGCCGCACCGCUGCGCCGAGUGCGGAAAGUGCUUCUCCCUGGCCGCGAAGCUGAAGAACCACCAGGCGAUCCAUUCGGGGGAGAAACCCUUUGACUGCAAACACUGCGGAAAGCAGUUCAACCACAGGAGCAACCUCGCCAAACACAUCCGCAUCCACACGGGCGAGAAGCCCUUCGGGUGCGGACGCUGCGAGAAACGCUUCCGGCUUCGCCAGCAUCUCACCAGCCACCAAUUGACACACAAACAUUAGACGCUUUGGAUCGUUCUAGGUGAAUCGAUUAAGUCGUCGACUAUUAAAUUCAUCGGCAACUAUUUUGAUAAUGGAUAAUUAGUUUUGAGUCAUUUUUACAUUUAAAAACUUCUCUGAUUCCAGCUUGUUAAAUGUCAAUAUUGUUCUAGUUUCUUCUCUCCUCCGUGACAGUAAACUGAACUAGAAAAUUCCGCAAGGAAAUUUUGACAGCAUGCCUAUUACUUGGCGCAGAUCAGAAUAACACUGGCUAAAAGUAAAUCUGCUUUUUGACACGGCCCAAAGUAGAGUCUCCAUGAUAGGAGGUGUGUGUGUGUGUGUGUGUGUGUGUGUGUGUGUGUGUGUGUGUUUGUGUGUGUGUUGCACUGGUGAUUUCCGCAGUGAGGGAGUAGAGGAGUAUCUUCCAUGGGUCAAACAUGUCCAUUUAAUGAGAAUUAUACCUCCUUAAGUUUGUUCUGGAAUUCAAAAACGGUGGGUCCAAACGGCAAAAAUAUCAUCAUCACGAGAAAGAUAAAGGUCUGGCGAACGCAUUGAUGUGGUUUAUAUGUUUGUGGUGUGAAAUAUAUGCGACACAGAGCAGGUAACAAACUGGGAACCAUCAGCAUACUUCCAGGUAUUUUUUUUCCAUUUUCCAAAAGUUUAAGUCCGGUGAACUCCAUAGUUGCAUGUCUGCAACCGGCACAAGAUUCCGAUAUAGUCGACAGCUAUUGCAGCACAUCUGCACGCUGAAUUAGAGUUUAGAUUCUCUGCCCGAGCCCGAAAUAUCUAGCCGAUAUUUCUCGCCGCUAUCCUCGGGCCGGGCCCUUGAUCAAGCAUUUGUGGUUUUUUUAAUCAUUACUUUAUUAGCCUAAUUGGGUGGGGAGCAAGCUAUGCUUCUCCAGCUUCUCCUGUAGCUCUGGGUAUUAUGUCCUGCACUGAUUUGAGUGGGAGGUAAACUGUGCUAAAUUGUGUCUCCCACAUCUGCAGCACUGUCUUCGAUAACUGCGCAACCAGGCCAGAUUGUUUUCAGAUAUCUCCCGAGUCCUUUAGCAGCAGAUAUGGUCUCUCCUAUAUCCGGCACGUUGGUGGCCAGUGCGUCGGCGUUGCAGACCGUGGCGAAGGACAGUAUUAAUUUGGUGAUCGAGACAAGAAAGUCUCCUAUAUGGUUCCAGGGCUUUGGUUAUGUUGCUGCCUUGAUCUGUUACCCACACUAUUCCGCUGAGGGAGCUAGCGUCGAGGUUUUUUUUUCACGUUUCUUCAUUCGGAUCCAUUUGCGAUCCGUUCCAUUCUGAAUAAACAAACAACGCAGUUUACGUGCUUCGUCCUUGUUGCAUUAUUCAUUAAGAUAAGUCUGUAACAGAUUUCUGUAGUUCAAACAACUCGGAAUUGUAAUUGAGAACGUCAGUAGGCUAUUAAAAAAUUGUCGGGUUUAAAUCUAGUUAACGUGUCGGGCCGGGCUCGGACACAACGUACACGGCCUCGGGUAGGGUCGGGCUUGAUUUGUUUUGUGCCCGAUCUAAGCUUUAAACUGAAUAUCUUUGAAGUAGCUGACAAAACAAGACAUUGAGGACGUUAUCUUGGGUUUUUGUUGGUUGAAGUGUUUAAGUGUUCUCACCUCUUUACAAUUGAGUCAAACAUCAGUAGACAUCAGUAUCCAUCAGUGCUGCGGACUCUGUUCAUUACAUGAAAUGCAAGUGCCUUUUCAUUAAUUUCCAUAUUCUCGCCAAUUAGUGUGUAAAUGUUUCCUAAUGUGACCUUAUCAGGGCUUCGACGCUAACUUUUUAACCCUCCUGUUGUCCUCGGGUCAAAUCUGACCCGUUUACAAAAAGUUUCUAUAUCAGAAAAUGUGGGUUUCUUUCAACCAA
This is a messenger RNA of Sander lucioperca (pikeperch), 4563 nucleotides long. Its product is annotated as zinc finger protein 502-like. Gene Ontology annotation, biological process: regulation of immune system process; negative regulation of transcription by RNA polymerase II; regulation of cytokine production. The coding region runs from base 332 to 2722 and encodes 796 amino acids. The record is from RefSeq and is a predicted model, not a curated record. The transcript is spliced from 5 exons. Lineage: Eukaryota; Metazoa; Chordata; Actinopteri; Perciformes; Percidae.